Guyanagaster necrorhizus is the source of this 2523-nucleotide messenger RNA. RefSeq lists its product as uncharacterized. Lineage: Eukaryota; Fungi; Basidiomycota; Agaricomycetes; Agaricales; Physalacriaceae. The record is from RefSeq and is a predicted model, not a curated record. The transcript is spliced from 2 exons. Bases 1 to 2523 code for a protein of 840 amino acids.
AUGGCUCUCGCUUAUGGUCCGACUCCCAUACGCCCUAUCUCGCAUCUCGCGGCGCCAGAGUCUGCCUCUAGGUAUCCACAACAUCUGCUCAGACAUGUGGGUUCGUUUCCGGGCACUCCAUCAUCUGUAUCUGUUUCGGAACGUCCGACGAGUCGCCUUGAACGUACUUCGACCGUCACCGGCGUCUCGACAAGUUUCAGGCCCAAUCGGCCACUACCGUCGUUACCCAGGACCAACAGCGUUACCGGGUCGAGCGCAGCUCCUACUGCCAUGACGAUAUCCACCACCCGCCCUCCGAGUCCUCCAAAGAAGAGUGCGCUCAAACCCCCAGUAUCACGCCGCUCUCACGUUGUCUCUGUGAAUAUGCCCCAACGGAAGACUUCCGUUGCUAGUAUUGUUAACCAUCUAAGCAUAUUGCCUAGACUCUUGUCGUUUCUUCCCUGGGCCGACUUUCUCUCCCUUUCUCAAACGUGCCGUUCCGUGAGGAACGUUUGGAAGGAAAACGACUUGCGGGAUCUUGUCUUGUCGAGAUAUGUCGAGGGCUAUGGUGCUUGUCUAAAACUACGAUCCCCAUCGCGGGAAGGUAUGAGAGAGGUUCCCGUGACAUUGCAUGAUCUCGACCUACUCUUAAUCUCGCAACGUACUGCCCUCCAUAUAUAUCCCACCACUGCACUCUCGACUCUGUCUUCUCACCACCUUUCAGAUGCCGAAAUUUUACAGAAUCGGAAACUGGCAAAGUUAACCCACACCCAUUCCCGCUUCGUGCUUCUGCUCCAGUCACUCGCACACAACUCCUCAUUACCCCCGCCUUUAGAACGGGCACCAGAAUUCGAUCCGAUCUUCCCUGAAGAUGAUACCCAGCCACAGGGGCCUUUGCUUCUACAGCGAGUUUCUUUGCUGGAUGGAAGCGGGGCAGGACCUGUACGGGAGCUUGUGUUCCCUGCGCCUCUAUCAUGUCCAGAUCCGAAGUAUCAUUCGGUUUCCGCUGGCGCUGUACUGCGAGAUCGCCACAGACAUACACGCAGUCUGACGGGCACUGAGUCUGACAUACGGUCCCGUCAAACUCCGAAAAGUACGGGACUGGAAGGCACCAUCAGACCCGAUCCUUUUGCAUCAUUGCACUCAAUGAAAAGGAAGAAUCGGCGUUCCAUAUUUGGCAGGAGUUCGACUAAUCCACCUCCGCCACCCGCCGAUCCCAGAGACCUUAAAUAUUAUUCGACGGGCUGGAGACAGUCAUUACUUAACGCCUCUUUUGCCCACAGCGCAAAACGUGCUUCGACCGCGAAUAACUUCCCGGUUUCAGAGGGAUGGGUAUCAGACGAUGACUUGGGAUUUAAUCGGCCACAUCGGAGGUUCGAUUCGUCAAAAUUUAAUGGAAGCAGUCAUUCUUUCAGCAGCACCUCCGGAUCAGCGUCAGGGUAUGGAGGGUUUCCGUUAUCCCAGAGCGAAAGGCACAGCUCCCCAUCACCACCUUUAACGCCUGUCACGGUGCCAUCUUCCUCGUUCCCCCACGAUCUCCUGCUUGCCACGUCGCGCGUCCGUGCUCCCAUUUUACGUGUUUAUGUUCCGUGUGCUGAGUUGUCGGACGGUCCAGAGUUCUUGGACAAGGAUUAUUUCCUCACCGUAACCGAUGGUGGUUCCAGCAUCCAGAAAUGCGAAGAUCAGCUUUUUGAAGCCGGUCUAUGGGAACAUAUGAGCACAGGAGAUGUUGUUUGUAAUCUGGGGUAUGUUCCUUUCGCAGAAAAUGCACCAGGAGACGAAGAUAGUCCUGUAGAAGAAAUCUUGUCUGGCCGGGAGUUCUCCAGAAGACGCAGUCGGUCUGAUAAGUUCAAGGAGACUCGUACAUGGUUAGUGUUCAACGGAGACUGCCUCGUUCCCUUUUGUCUUCCUGAAGAUUUGUUACCUAUUGAUGACCCGAUAUCUUUGCCGUCGCCUUUUUAUUAUGAUCACCUCUUACCUGCUACUCCUCUUGCGCUGCAUCCUCAGCGAUCGCUUUUACUUUCUGGUAAUAUCAGGAUGGUCCUUCGACAACUCCCAUCUUCCGGCUUUGAAGAAGCACCCCAACUGCUUCUUGUUCAUGCUCAAACCGAAGUCCUGAGCCCUCAUUCCAGGGGCGGUGUUGCAGUUGCAAAGAAGUGGAUUUGGAUCGCGAGAGUCUGGAGGGGCGGUUAUCAUCUCGAUGCCGCCGGGAAGAACGGCACCGGAAGUGGCUUCGGCGUUACUAUGGGAAUCGGCUGGAAAGGUGAAUGGAUCAUUGAAGGAGAAGGAACCAAAGAAGGUCGCCAAGCGCUGUUGGACUGCCUUAAAGGUGAAGGUACAACGGAUAGGGAGUUUGAGUUCCUCCGGGAGAAGAGUGGCGGCGGAAGGAUUUGGCUCAGGUGCGACGAUUUCUUAUGUAUAUCUGUGCUGAUUUAUGAAUUACGCUUAAGAAUGCUCCAAUCUUCCUCGGUACAAUUGUACCCAUCAAACUCGGAUUCCUUCUCGUCUUCUUCUACACAAACAGCUUUUCCGCCCCGUGUGUGA